Molecule: messenger RNA, 6379 nt
Organism: Pungitius pungitius (ninespine stickleback)
Lineage: Eukaryota; Metazoa; Chordata; Actinopteri; Perciformes; Gasterosteidae
Product: ADAMTS-like protein 1
Exons: 26
Coding region: 120-4691 (1523 amino acids)
Biological process (GO): extracellular matrix organization
Cellular component (GO): extracellular matrix
Source: RefSeq, a predicted model, not a curated record
GAAGCGACAGGUCGGGACACACACACAGAGAGAGAAAGAGAGAGAGAGAGAGAGAGAGCGGGCAAACGCGACGUCGUCUGCGUGUCUUCUACAGGGUGAAAUCAACUUUUUUCCCGGUCAUGCCGGGGGGCUGCACGUGGACCACCGGGCUGCUGCUCCUCGCGGCGUGUGCGAAGGUGGUCGUUUGGGCCGACGAUGGGGACGCAGUGUUCAUCAGGGAAUUCACUCUGAUGCGACGAGACCACCUUGCGGAGGAGCCUCUCCGUGACGGGGGCCAAAAACCAGAAGACCCCAGCUCGCGGACGGCCCGGUCAGAAGAGGACAAAGACACUCUGUGGGACGCCUGGGGCUCCUGGAGUGAAUGCUCUCGGACCUGCGGAGGAGGCGCCUCAUACUCCCUCAGACGAUGCCUCAGUUCCAAGACCUGUGAAGGGCAGAACAUCAAAUAUCGCACAUGCAGCAACGUGGACUGCCCUCCAGAUGCAGGGGAUUUCCGUGCGCAGCAGUGUUCGGCUCAUGCGGACGUGCGAUACCUGGGUCAGUACCACGAGUGGCUGCCUGUGUACAACGACCCAGACAACCCGUGCACUCUGAAGUGCAAAGCCAAGGCCUCGGGCCUUUUGGUGGAGCUGGCGCCCAAAGUGCUGGACGGGACACGCUGUUACACCGAGUCCUUGGACAUGUGCAUCAGCGGAGUCUGUCAGAUUGUAGGAUGUGAUCAUGACUUGGGGAGCGCAGCAAAGGAGGACAACUGCGGUGUCUGCAAUGGAGAUGGCUCCUCUUGCAGAUUGGUGCGGGGGCACUACAAAUCCCAGCAUGCUUCAGGAAAAGCUGAGGACACAGUUGCUGCCAUCCCUUAUAGGAGUCGCCAUGUGCGCCUAGUCCUGAAAGGCCCGGAUCACUUGUACGUGGAGAGUAAGACUCUACAAGGAGUAAUAGGUGAGCUGAUCUUGGAUAAAUCAGGGCAGUACCACCUGGAGAAUACCACCUUGGACUACCAGAAACUUUCAGAUAAGGAGGUCCUGAGAAUCACCGGCCCCCUUGGGGCCGACUUCACUGUCAAAGUGCAGUUUGCCAGUGGAGCAGACAGUGUGGUCCAGUACAUCUACUACCAGCCCAUAAUCCACCGCUGGAGAGAGACCGACUUCUUCCCUUGCUCGGUCACGUGUGGUGGAGGGUACCAGCUGACCUCCGCCGAGUGCUUUGACCUUAGGAGUAGCCGAGUGGUUGUGGAUCAGUAUUGCCAUUAUUACCCAGAGAACGUCAAACCAAAACCAAAACUGCAGGAGUGCAACAUGGAACCCUGUCUGGCCAGCGACGGCUACAAGCAAAUCAUGCCAUACGACCUGUACCACCCUCUGCCUCGAUGGGAGAGCAGUCCGUGGACAGCCUGCUCCACCUCCUGCGGCGGGGGCAUCCAGAGUCGCUCUGUGUCAUGCGUGGAGGAAGACAUGCAGGGAACCAUCACCCCCACCGAGGAAUGGAAGUGCCUCUACUCCCCGAAGACAGCCAUCCUGCAGCCGUGCAACGCCUUCGACUGCCCCACCUGGCUGGCACAGGAGUGGUCGCCCUGCACGGUGACCUGUGGUCAGGGUCUGCGCUACCGGGUGGUGUUGUGCAUCGACCACAGAGGACUACACGCUGGAGGUUGUAACCCCACCACCAAACCCCACAUCAAAGAGGAGUGCCUGGUGACCGUGCCUUGUUAUAAGUCUAUAGACACGCUCCCAGUUGAGGCAAAACCUGUAUGGCAAAAGCAGGCCAUAGAGCUGGAGGAGGAGAUCAGUGUUACCGAGGAACCAACCUUCAUCCCUGGUCCCUGGCAGCCCUGCAGCCGGACCUGCGGCGCCGGGACCCAGCGCCGGGCCGUCAGGUGCCAGGUCUUGCUCUCCUUCGCACAAAGCGUUGCUGACCUGCCGGAUGAUGAGUGUGAGGGUGUGAAACCUGCCACGAGUCAGUCCUGCUACCGCACCCCUUGCUCUGGUGUUUUGGGCCAAGGAAAAGAAAGCGAAGAGGAGGAAGAGGGGGAAGAGGAAGGCGAAGGGGAGACACCCGAAAGAGAGGAACUCCACGACUGGGAGUAUGAAGGGUUUACCGAGUGCUCCGAGAGUUGUGGGGGAGGUGUGCAGGAGGCUGUGGUCAUCUGUCUGAACAAGCAGACCAGGGAGGCAGCGGACCAGAGCCUGUGUGUGAGCUCCCGUCGCCCCCCGCAACUCCUGCAGGACUGCAGAACCCAGCCCUGCCCACCCAGGUGGGACACAGGGGAGUGGAGUGUAUGCUCUGCUACCUGUGGGGUCGGUCUGUUGACCCGCUCUGUGGCAUGCACUCACCGGCCUUCUCGGGACAGCAACAAUACCGAGGCCCUGAGGGACGGAGACUGUCCCAGCCCAAAGCCCAGCCCCGUCCAGGCCUGUAACCGCUUUGACUGCCCUCCUAUGUGGGACACACGGGACUGGGGACAGUGCUCCCAGAGCUGCGCUGGUGGAUUUCAAAGGAGGCAGGUCCUGUGCAAACAGCGGUUGGCAGAUGGCAGCAUCCUGGAGCUGCCGGACACCUUUUGCCCUUCCAAGACCCCCGUGAACCAGCAGCCCUGUGCCAAGCGAGAGUGCCCUCCUCAAUGGGUGACAACGGACUGGUCCCAGUGUUCAGUGACUUGUGGGAAUGGGAUUCAGAGGCUACAAGCAGUCUGCAGAAAACUGGGGGAGGAUGGGGGACAUAGGACCGUAGACUCCGAAAAUUGUUCCCUGAUGGCCCGGCCCACUAGAAUCCGUCUAUGCUCCCUCAGGCUCUGUGAGAACUCUGUCAAGCCCCAUCCUUCCAUACUGGCCCAGAGGAAGUUGUAUAUCCAGUGGAGGAAGGGCAAAAAGUUACAGUUGGUGGUGGGAGGCUAUGCCUACCUACUCCCUUGGACAACUGUGGUCCUUCGCUGCCCAACCCGCCACUUCCGCAAGGGCCACAUUCGAUGGCUGAAGGAAGGAAGGCCUUUGUUCGGCCUCCCCCACUUAUCCAUAACGUCACCGGGUUACGUGAAGAUUCAGCAGCUUCGUUCCUCCGAUGCCGGGAUAUACACAUGUGUCGCCGGACAGGCACAGGAACAUUUCGUCCUACACGUCCUCGGCAGCAAGCAGAAGCUCUCUGCUCCAGAGUCGCGGCCCCUCGCGGGGGUUCGUCGCAAGGACGGGCAGCCGGACACGGCCUCCACCGGUGUAAGAUUUCAGGAGCCACCCAUCUCUCUCAACCAAUAUGACAGCGUUGUUGAACAUUUGCUAAAACUCAAAGGCUCUCUCCAAAGUGAAAAGGACACUGCUGAUAAAAUACACUCCAGUGAAAAGAACAGGUCCACCCCGGAGGAUGACGAUGGAGCGAGCUCAGAGCACCUGCUGCUCAUUGCCGAUCCCGAAAGGCUAGAUGAGAUCGUGCCCAGCCUCUCUGCGGGCCUCGCGGGGCUAUCGGGAGAACAACUCCUCGUACAGUUGCUCAGUGAGUUGACCGCGACACGAGGGGAAACCAAUGAGUCUACUCUUCAUCCCCCGGAAACUGCGGAAUCCUCCACGCAGGGGCCCCUGCUUUAUAAGCCAAAGGUCAAAGUCCACGCGCCCAGGCCAAGAAUGCCGGUGAUGAUCCAACGCCCCAGAAAGGUUGGAGCGGUACCGGCGUCUGAAAUGAUAGUCCAUGUGGGAGUGCCAGUUUUGCUGCAGAGACCCGUUACCGUGGAGCUGAGGUGCGAGGCGCUGGGGAACCCUGAACCAUCCCUGAAAUGGACAAAGAAUGGAAGAGAGUUGCGAUACAACAGCAGAGUAAGCCUGUCGUCUUCCGGCUCACUCAGGAUCCAGUCUCCAAUCAAGGCGGAUGAGGGUCUGUAUACGUGCACCGCCAGGAACCGUCUUGGAUCUACAUCUCUUUCGUCUUGGUUGCAGAUUAAAGGUGGCAAUGGAAGAAACUGUGUCCAAGGUAAUGGUACGGGACCAAACGGUCCUAUUUGUUCUGAAAGGAAGAACAGCAGCCAGCCAGUCGAGUCGUGCCAUGGACAAGCCUGCCCCUUCAGGUUUCAAAUGGAUCCUUGGUCUCCAUGCUCAGCCAGUUGUGGGACCGGGUCCCAGACCAGGAGGGUCCACUGCAUGAAGGGUCCUGAGGGAAGAUCAAUAGAGGUGGAGAGCAAGCACUGCCUGGGCACAGGGAGAAGACCCUCUGACAACAGGCAAUGCAACCUGCUGCCCUGUGCCAGAUGGGUCACUAGCCACUGGGGAGCAUGCCAUGGGCAAUGCGCGGGACCCGGUUUGGCCAAACAGCAACGACACGUUUACUGUCAAGACACAAAUGCCACCAAAGUCCCCUGCAGGAUGUGCAGUGGACUCCAGAGGCCCAGUUCCCUCAGGAAUUGCUCCACAGAGGCCUGUACCCUUCACUGGCAUGUAGGACCGUGGACACAAUGCACCGCCACCUGUGGACGCCACGGUUUCCGCUCACGUCAGGUGACUUGUGCGCACCGUCGAACUGGAAAGGCUGCACGUGAACAUCACUGCAUGUGGAGGCCUCGCCCUCCCAGCUGGCAACGAUGCAAUAUUGUGUCCUGUGGCAGAGCAGGAGAGUGUCGAGACAGCACGAGGUACUGCGAGAAGGUCCGACAGCUGGAGCUUUGUCCGCUGCCCCAGUUUAAGAGCCGCUGCUGUCAUUCCUGCCGAAACACCUGAGGCGGGGGGCAUACGACGAGGGCCAUGGACGACCUGCAUAGGUCUACAGAGACUUGAAACCUCUACGCCUCAUACCGUGACCCCGUUUCUGUCUUCAAUGAUCAGUCUUGGAGGGGGAUUCCCGAGUGUGGAGGAAUGUUUGGCUGGUCAUAACCACAGUGUUUGUGAUCUACUUCCUAUCUUGUGUGGGUUUAAAUUUGAACGUUUCGGGCGGAGUGACAGGCUUGUUAAUAUAAGCUUCGGUUUUACUUCAUUAAGGAAAUAAAAAGUUAUGAAGCGUUCCUAAAUUUUGCAAACUUAAUAUAAGACAUAUUUCCAUUAUAAGUGAUAGAGAUUUGGUGAUUCCGUGGUUUCAAGUCAUAAAGAACAACCUGUCCACAUUUAGUAUAUUUGGUAUAGUUUCAGUUCUUCUUUUUUCUUUUAAAGAAUGUAACAAAGGUGCUGCACCACCACAUUCUAUUGUAUCAACAUCUCUUCUAAAAUAGGAUGCAUAUUGUUAGCUUACAAUUCACAAAUAUGCAACUUCAACAUCAUCUACCCAGGGGUUCUGGGUAGACACCUGAAAUCUUUCUAACCACUGGAUAGUUGUGUGUUUGUUCUUUUUUGUGAUGGUCUCCAAAAAGGUGUUGAUAAAUAGUUGCUAAAUAAGCAAAUGGAGGUAUGGCUGGAAGUUUUUUUUUUAAACGCAGCAUAUUGCUGCAUAUUGAUGGGAAAUGGCAAAAAGCCCCAAAUUUGAUGAAUAUUUGAAUACAUUAUAUGCAAUACAUUUGGUUUUGAGCUACAUGGUGAACUUGACCAUGUAUCUGUACAUUCAUUUUGGUUCAUUUAGCACGUAUCUGCAUUUUUGGUAGAAUGAAAAGUAGGACAUGAUCUUUUAUAUCUACAUCUUUUGAUGUAUCUUGCAUGGGUUGCACUAUGGAGGUGUGUGACAGUAGCAAAUCAAUUUUUGAAAAAAAGAUUAUUUUGCACUCAACUCAUCCAAGUCUUUGUUAAAAACAUGGCUUGAAGAGUUUUUUCUCUUGUUAAAGUUACAAUGUUAAAAUCUAUUUUGCUUUGUGAGUUUGUUGUUUUUAGUUAUUUUUCAAAAAUGUCCCUUGAACCAUUUCGUUUAAUCAUGAGGUGACUGGACCUCUUUACCCUCUCCACUCAAUGACAUGUUAGCGUUAGUGUGACACCUAGGACAACAGUCCUUGUGCAACUCUCCUUUCUUGGACAGAUUUCAGUGUCAGGGAAAUUUAAAACGUAUAAAUCUGAACUAAUCUUUUUUUAACUAAUAUCCAAAUGUGUUGCAUUUGGAUAUUAGUUAAAACAGGAGGUACAUUAUUAAAGCUGGUCAUUAAAGUACCAUACUUAUUCCGGACAGGCAAAGUUAGCACUUAUGACUUUAUGAUCAAAAUUAGUUACACAAUACCACAGACUUUAAUCGAUAACUAUGUGUGAUUAUCGGACUUUGGCAAAAGAAAACAGAACUAACAUAUUCCUUUUGCUCUUAAAUUAUGUAGAUAUCUGUUUUUUCCUCAACUAUUUAUUUAAUGCGUGUUCUUGUGCAUAGUUUUGUAAAUACAGGGGUGGGUUUUAAGUAUUGAUUUCCCUGCAGGUUGUUCGGCAUUUUAUGUGCAUGCUUGGGGGACCAUCUGCUGGUAAACUGAUGUGUUGCUUUUUAUUGUCCCUGAUGUAUUAUUAAAUAA